Messenger RNA from Mus musculus (house mouse), 1252 nucleotides. RefSeq names its product BPI fold containing family A, member 3 (gene Bpifa3). Gene Ontology annotation, cellular component: extracellular region. The record is from RefSeq and is a predicted model, not a curated record. NCBI's taxonomy places the organism in Eukaryota, Metazoa, Chordata, Mammalia, Rodentia, Muridae. The transcript has 8 exons. Bases 432 to 1064 code for a protein of 210 amino acids. Gene Ontology annotation, molecular function: lipid binding.
CAAGCCUGCCUCUGCAGGCCUGACCUUUGCAUCUGCUGUCCAUGUGAGCUAACCCUGGGAGCAGCUACCAGAGCCAUUUGCACCACCUCCCACAGCAUGCUGGGGACAGCUGUGAAGCCACCUGUCCAAAGACAGCUGUAAGCCCAUCGAUCUGGGUGGCCAUACUCACAGCCAACUGUCUGGGCCCUGCUGGACCAUUACUGACACCUGCAGGUUCGGGUGCCAGCACCUGAGAUGCAUCUACUCUGGAGGCUCCUGGUUCUCCUCCUCGGAUUGCUAGCCUUGCCCUCAGCCCUGCCCAAGCAGCCUUGGCCUGGACUGACCAAGGCUCACAAGGAUGGCCGGUCCACCCUAGCGAGAACCUUGGCAGGAACUGCUGUGUGCUUAGCAUGUGUUUCUAACUAUGUCUGUAUCCAGCUGGGCAUGGUGGCAUGUAUGCCUUUAAAACCAGUACCUGGGAGUCAGAAACAGUUAUUGCACAGGGCCUCCUGAAGCUCAAUGCAGAAGGACGGAUCCAGAGCAUGCGCCUUCUGGACCGUCUGAACGUCUCAGGGACAGUGGCUCCAGGGAUGGUGGGCUGGCUGAUUGGUGGCAUGAACUUCCAGCAGCAACAAGAAAUCAGCAUCAACAUUACCAAUGUGCAGCUGGACUGUGGUGGGAUCCAGAUGGCUUUCCCCAAAGAGUGGUUCUCUGCAAACAUCACACUUGAAUUUGACAUUGAAUUCAAACUGCCCUUCAAUUCGAAUAUCAUCAAAACGCAUGCCUGCAUGGGCCUCACUGCAGAGUCCUGGCUGGAGAAAGAUGAGUUUGGCCGGAGGGAGCUGGUGAUGGGCAGGUGUCGAAUGGAGCCCAGCAGUGGGGGUGCAUCCAUGUCCACUGAGGAAACCUCACCGAAGAUGAAACAUUUUCUCCAUAACCUCAGAGAAAGCCUAGGGAAAGUUAUCCCAAAUCUGGUAGAAAGUCAGGUCUGUCCUCUGAUUGGUGAGAUCCUCCGGCAGCUGGAUGUGAAGCUGCUGAAAGGCCUAGUAGAACAGGUGCCUGCUCAUAAUCUGGGUCAACCCUGAAUCAGUCAGAUCUCUGCUGCCAGACUCAAGGAGCCUCCCAUUGCCUGCCAUUGAUCAGAAGGAGGUACUUCCGAUUGAGACCUUAAGUCUCCCUCAAUGUGUGGCUUCUGCUGUCCCCUGGAAAAAAAUGACCCCCAGGUCCCAAAACAUCCUGUCCUUUCCAACAAUAAACUCUAAGUCUGAAGGGA